AUGGCGGGCGUCCAGUCUUCGUUGGCCUUUUUCGUCUUCAGUUUGGUUGCCCAAACCCUUUUUUUCGGCUUGUAUACCCUCUUGGUUUUCCUUUCAACGCGAGCCCUGUUACGACGCCAGCAACGAGACACGACCCGAAGCGUCCUCAUUUUCGUUACUCUCGUUCUCUACAUCAUCUCCACCCUUUAUUGGAGCUUCAGUAUUGCUCUAGUCGCCGACCGCGUUGAUCAAGCUGUUUUAGCGUCUCAACGCUCACAAGGAAGCAACAUAGGAAGAGACGACUUUGUUGUUAGCUGGUCUCCGGUCGUUAAUGCUGCCAUUCUCCUGAACUUCAUAAUUAGCAAUGGCAUUCUUGUUUGGCGUGCCCGGCUUAUCUGCCAUCGAGCUCUCCGCCAAUACUUGCUUGUACCCACUGGGCUUCUUGGCCUGACAAUAAUUACCUUGCUUACACUUGUCAUCUUGCGUUUCGUCGCCUUCGCCCAAUCACCCCCUGGCGUUCCAACCAAUAUUGUGGACAUCAUCCAAACGUUGACUUUGGCAUUUUCCGUAGCGUGUAGUCUCAGUACGGCGGCGGUAGUGGGUGCAACGGCCAGUCGGAACCGGAAGGAGUUUGGGGUCGCUUUUCCUGGCGGAGAAUUUCAGUUUUCCCGGCCCGAUCAGGUUCUUGGGCUUGUUGCGGAAUCUGGUGUGGUGUAUCUAUUCUUCGAGGUUCUUUUACUCAUUUCCAGCGUCGUUCCUUUGCGGGAAGGAACACUGGCAGAUUUAUAUGAGCCAGUUGCUGUCCAGAUAGCGGGCGCUUACCCCUCGGCCCUUCUCCUACUCAUCAUCGCAAGCGAAAGCUUAGCUCAUACCCGUCUCAGCUCUUUGACAAGCGAAAAAUCUUCGUCGCCAACUAGUGUGGAUUUCAAGCCCAGACCUCUAGAGAAUGACGGCGGCGAGAAUGGCGAGUCCAUGCCUCGGCCAACUAUACCCCGAAGAGUUACUGUGGACUUGAGUUUGGACAGUCCCCGGCCCAAUAUGACAACAUUCAACGCGAUUCAGUCCUCACAAACGAGGGCAGAGAAUUCCAAUACAACCCCCGAGCGAACGGGGCCAGGGAUAAUCAACACUCAAUUUACUUUCCCUACACCCGCCUCCACUCUUCAGCCCCCGAAGAGAAGGGUUAUGUUUGUAGUGGAUGGUGAUGCACUUUCUUCGGAUGGAAGCUUAACCCCAAGCUCGAAUCCCAUGAGCUCACCUGGACCCAGUGGCCUCGCUUCGAACAGUGUCGCAGAUAGCACAGACAGUGGCUCUAGUUCCGAUGUGGAAGAGGGCCAACUUGCAACGAUGCCAAUUGCUCAACCACAACCUGUCGUUGCCCGACCACCGUUCCCCGUCUUGCCGCAGACAUCGCCCCAACCCGAACCUGCUGCUCUUCCGAUAAAUGCACUAAAGCCUUCUCGUGUGCCCAUCGCAGUCGGGGCUCUUGAAUAUUAUCAAAAACGGCAGCAACUCGGCAUGAUGCAAACGGGCGUAAACGGCGGGCUUGAGCGUCCUGCAAGUCAAUCAACUGUUGCAAGUGUUAACGUUGGUGGGCCGGCAGCACCUUUUGUCGGCGGACAAGUGGUUAUUGCUCAAGCUCGUGAUCAUCCAUUCCCGUUACGGUCCCAGCGAUCCCUUCGGCAGGUCAAAGAGCCACAAACCCCGCGCACUUUUAUGGCAAUGCCAGAAAAUCGAGAUCAGGCAGCGCUGGAUGCUCUUGAUCUCGAUUUGGAGCUGGUUUUGGGGAGCUUGGACACUCGGUCGGUGGCCACGAGAAGCGACGUCGACUCGAUCAAUGAUGUCCAAAUUAUCGAAGUUUUCCAGGAUGAGGAGAUCCCCUUCACGGGUGUGGAGAUUCCCGCGACAGCUACAGAGAUUCCGGUUGGAGCUGAGAACAACAAGAGCACUCAGUCUGAGGAUGAUGCUGCCCAGACACCAAUACAAGGAACUGGUGUCGGACUCGCUCUUUACUUCGACCUGGAAGAAGAAGAAGCAGAAUCAGCAGCGGCUACGCCCACUCAGCCCACCCUAAUUCUAUCUGAGCCCGACGUCACUUUCCCAACUUCACCUCCUGGUUUAGCAUCUUCCGCACAAACAAUGGAAGUCGACGAAACAAACCUCGUAGUAGAGUCAACUCGGACUUCAACCCUCUCCAUCACGACUGAGAGUAUGAUGGCCACAGAAGCAGAGCUCGCGACUGCGGAAAUGCUUUCAGCUCUGAAGCGUCCUAUCUCAACCGAACAACCGCAACCAGAGGUUGAAGAUAAUGUAAAUCUCGAAUCUUCCGCCACGGAAGUUGCCGAGAUAUUCGAGAAUCAACUCGAACCUCCCCACCAAUCGCAACCGCAACGUUCUUCCAUUGCAAGAGCAACAAUGAGUCAAUUCCCCGUCAGACCGUCUCGUUUGCGGGCCGCUACUGUUACUCGUGGGCCAUCUCCAAACCCAUCGAUGACCUCCACCGCACCUUCAACAUCCUCUUUUGGCGAUGGUGUUCCACCACGAGGAAGAUCGCAAUCGCAAAGCACGCGCAUCAACCAGUUUCCUCCAAGCGGGGACUCGUCACGUGCUCCAACUCCGACACUGUCGGUUACUUCUUCGUCAGCCACAACGGAGGUGACCGAGCCCAUUAAUACCCACCAGCGUGCAAAGUCGCAACGAAUGAAUCAGUUCCCUGUUCGCUCGCAGACACCAAGCUCUCGUGCUCCGACGCCAACUUUGUUGGUCGCCUCGUCUCCAGAUAACAACAGCACCACGAUUGCGAAGCUUCUGCAUCGCCGAUCCAAGUCACAGUCAAGCAUGCAGCGUCUUGACGAGAAUCCAUUGGCCCCAUUUCGCCCACAGAGUCCCACAACAUCCGUUACCUCUUAUGGAAGUGAAGUUGUCGGGCCAGAAGGGGCUCUUGUGACGCCUGCUGAGCCAUCACGAGCGCCACGUAAACAGCAGCUGGCACGGAGACAACUGAAGCGGGUGAAAUCCCAGCCGCGUAUGUUCGGCAAUGCGCCAGCGCUCGCGAUAAGUGCGCCAUUGUCGCCAGAGGCUGUUGAAUUGGAGAAGGAACGUGCUCGGAGGAAGCUUUCUUUUAUUGCAAUUGUAUCGCAUACGACUAAUUACCAAAUGGAUUAUCCUAUGAAUUUAAUGAAAUAA
Messenger RNA from Mycena indigotica, 3165 nucleotides. RefSeq lists its product as uncharacterized. The coding region runs from base 1 to 3165 and encodes 1054 amino acids. The transcript is spliced from 8 exons. The record is from RefSeq and is a predicted model, not a curated record. Lineage: Eukaryota; Fungi; Basidiomycota; Agaricomycetes; Agaricales; Mycenaceae.